Thunnus maccoyii (southern bluefin tuna) is the source of this 8998-nucleotide messenger RNA. RefSeq names its product transcription factor binding to IGHM enhancer 3a (gene tfe3a). Bases 3852 to 5504 code for a protein of 550 amino acids. Gene Ontology annotation, molecular function: RNA polymerase II cis-regulatory region sequence-specific DNA binding; protein dimerization activity; DNA-binding transcription factor activity, RNA polymerase II-specific. Lineage: Eukaryota; Metazoa; Chordata; Actinopteri; Scombriformes; Scombridae. The transcript is spliced from 10 exons. Gene Ontology annotation, biological process: regulation of transcription by RNA polymerase II. Gene Ontology annotation, cellular component: nucleus. The record is from RefSeq and is a predicted model, not a curated record.
GACCGGAGACCAGGACCAGCUGGAGGCCGGGAUCCUGCAGCCGCAGACCGUGUUUGUCAUCCUGGACUCGGCUGAAACGCUCAAUCUGGUCCGGUGAGUGCGGAAGUUGUGAGAGUUUCCGUUAUCUCUGCUGGUUUGAAGAACAUCACGCCAAACUCCCUGCAGAAAUCUGUAUUUUUUAACAGCCGCUGUGCUCCGCGGUACAAAGAUUAUAUAUUAUAUUUAUCACAACAUGUCUGAAGACUUGUGUUGAAUCUGUAGUUUAUUCUGGUAAAAUCGGCUUAUAAAUGACACAGCAAACGUGUUGUUUAACUAAUGUGUUAAUUAACAAUCACUACGGCUGCAGUAAAAAUGAAUACAAAGCGAAUCACGUAAUAAAACUAAUCUUUUUAUUUGAAUAAGUUUUGAUAUAUGCCUUUAGUCAAUGCCGAAUUAAAUUGUACUUACUAAGUAUUCAGGAAAAUGUCAAGUUUCGUCCUGUAAGAUGGCAAAAAUAGCGGAUAAGCAAGUUAAAUAAAUAGCAGAAUCCUCGAAUAGAGUUUGGCGUAAUGGGCGUAAUUAUGAUAAACCUGCUAAUAGAGCUAUCAUAACUGUUAAUGUUAUUGUUGUUGUUGUUAAUGAUAAUGAUGAAGUAAGUAGUAGUUCUACUGAACUGAAUAAAGUGAUAACCUGCGGUGGGCGUGUCAGUUAUCCAUGUUAGAAAUAUUUUAUCUGAAUGAGAUCUCGUUGUUUUCAUUGGAGCAGAUAAGAAACAUAUCCGUUCAUUUUUCAUUAACACGAAUUGGGCUUCGUGUAAAAGAUUAAUGCCGAAUGAAAGUGUAGAAGAUAAAGUUUCAGAAACACAGUUUAAGUCUUGUUUUGCACGUUAUAUAAAUUGACUGAGAGGCAAGUUAACUUUAAACUGUUUAAGUUAUGAAUGGAGUUUGGUGGAAAGUGAUCUCAGCUGCCUCGGUGGCGACAAAGAAGCAAGUUAAAAUGUGUGAGGUUGUAAUGUUAAAGUGCUGAGUAUGAUGAUGAUGAUGAUGGUAGUGAUGAAGGUCACAUGUUUGUUAACCUGUGUGAUGGUUGAGACUUGUUUCAGGCAGGUUGUUGUUGUUACUGUCUGACCUUUGACCCCUGAUCCUCUUUACUUUUCUGCUGUAAUGAGUCAUCCAAGAUUAACACACACACAAACACAAACACACACAAACACACACACACACACACACACACACAGCAGCUGGUCCUCUUCAUGUAUUUUCCCAGGGGAAUCACAGAGACAGACAGGCAGAGCGAUAGGUCCCGUCUAGUCUUCGCCGCUCCCCCCUUGGUCACACCACCACACCCUGCUCACAAACACACACACACACACACACACACACACACACACACACACACACACACCACAAACAAAAAUAUGUGGGCGGUGAGACAGCAAAGGGAAAGUAAAAACACGGAGGAGGAGGAGGAGACGUGUCUAUUUGUGUUUAACAAACAGUUUAACUAAAGAAGAGGUAAGAUGAAGAGGAUGGUAGACUGAUGAAGGUGGUUAAGUGAAGACGUGAAGGUGAAGUGAUGAGGAUGAUGAAGAUCAGUGUCUCAGUUCUGGUUGUUUCUGCUGCGUUUGAAUUCUUUGUUCAAACUGUUUCCAGAUGCUCUUUAACCAAAAACACGACCUGCUUUCUUUUUAACGUCAUUUUUUACAGCGUGGACCGUUCAGAAACCACUACACCUCCUCACACCUCCUUAUUUUAGAUUUUCUGGUUGUAGCUCAACUUUCAGGUUGUAAAACUACAAUUUGGGAAUAUUUACGACUUAAUUUACAAUGUGAUAUAUGUUGAUUAAAAUAAAUCUAAUCUCAGAGUACAAAAUCUGAACAAACCGGCCUCCAAAGUCCUCAGAGAGAUUCUGAUUUGAUUCAUUUGGGAGUUAAAAAGUUUAUCUUCUGUUAGAACCGUUAAACAAACUAUUAACCAGUUUCCUCCAGUAUUUAGAUGUUCUGCUUGGAUCUGUUAAAGCUUCUCAGCAGGAGACGAGACGACAAACGUCACUAAAAAAUUAAUUUUUAAAGGAAAAAGUCCAAGUGUGCUCACAUGCAAGUUACUGUUGUUAACAGGUUAAAAUGUCUCAAAGUGUUUAAUGUUUGCUUGUGAGUGUCUGACGGGUGAAAAUCCCUGAAAUCGGUUGAACUGUAAACAUUAAAAGCGGCUGAACUUGGAGUAUGAAAACAGUUGAAGUGUCGGUUCACAUGUAGGUGCUGAAAGUGUCUGAAGUGUAAACACUGUAAGUAGUUGAAAUGAAUUGGUAUGAAAGUAGCCGAACACUUCAUGUGCAGGUUGACGUCUACUAGACUCAAUUAAAUAUGAGCUGUGAUUAAAGUAGCUGAAAUGUUAUCACUGAAAGCAGUUGAAGUGUCGGGUGAUAAGUCAGUUUUCCAAAUAUCAGUUGAUGAGUCAUCACUGUAAGUACUUACUACUUACUUUAAUCCUCUUUGUCCCUGUUGGUAAAUAAGGCUUCGGUGAUCUGCCUCCAUCUAGACCGGCCUAGUGCUGCACGCUGCGCCACGUUAGCUCCACCUCCUUUAACUCAGCUGUCACAGUUGUUUUGGGUCGACCUUGCUUCCUUUUCCCUGAUGGAGUCCAUGUUAGUGCGACUUUAGGGAUUCGAUCCUGGGCCGUUCUGAAGACGGUGUUUGAUCUCCAGCAUCACAUGUUGCUCUUUGUCGUCUCGUAUAUCUGUUCAUUUGAGAUCUUCUCAGGUCAGAAGAUGCUGUAGGCAGUAGAAAUUAAUUGUUGAAGUGUCGGUUUUGUCUGAUACACCUGGCGUUACACCUGGAUCUGUUCCUGGAAAAGGGGAAAACACACAUGAACACAGGUGUGAAUGCACUCAGAAUCUGAUCAGAUCAGCCAGAUCACACCUGGACGUGGUCAGUCUCAGUUGUGAUCAGAUUUCAGCUGGUGUAAAUGUAAUCCAUACAGCUUAAAAAAAAAUUAGCCCAGUAAGUUGAAAGGUCACCUAGCUCCGCCUCUUCCUGCCAGCUAAAGCAAGCAAGUAGCAGCAGCAGCAGCAGCAGCUAGAAGUCGUCCCUCACGAAAAAUGAUGAAGAAAUUAAAUUAAAGUUCAGGGCAGCAGGUUCAUCGACCUGAGACGCCGGCACUGCGUUGAUAAUUUGCACAUUGAGAAUCUGAAUGCAAAGAUACAGGCUGCUCCCUAUGUAAUAGACACUUAACAGUUUUCUGAAUAGUGAGCAGUAAAUCAAGAUUUCAGACACUCACUAAUCAUCAUUUUGCAUCAUCACCAUCACCAUCGUUCCGUUUUUGAGGGCACUAUAUAGCGGAUAUAUAUACACACUCAGCAUUUGGACACUUAAAUAAUACUGCGUAGAGUAAAUGUAGCACAUUAUAUAGUAAAUAGGGAGUGAUGUCAAACAAAGCCCCAAGGAUCCGAUACUAUUAUCCAUAUAAUGUAUCACAUGAUACCAGGUGUAAAUGGGCUCCACAUGUAAGUGUAUGAGGUGAAAGUAGUCGAAGUGUUAGUUAAAAACCUGUAAUUUCCCCGUUGCCCCUGAAUACUGCAGUGUUGUUUGAAAGGUGCUGAGUCAGUGUGAGUCAGAUAAGUUCAGUCAUCAGAGAUUUAAUGAAACAAACAGAAAGUGAAAACUCAGCAGGUCUGAAUAAUGUUCACACACCGAGUCCAGACCAGACCAGCAGGUGCACAAAGGGUUAAACUCUGCUGACUUUAGUCUUACUGAGACUUCUUACAGUGGAGGAAGAGGAGGAGGAGGUGUGUCUGUAGCUCCAUGUGGACUGUGUUAUAAAUGGAAGUGACUCAGCAGAAAAACACACACACAUACACACACACACUUCCUGUAGAUGUGUGUGUGUGUGUUGUUCCUUCACAUUCUUCUUCUCUUUCUCUUUCUGGUUUCUCUUGUGAAGUCCGUCCUUCAGCAGCAGGAAUGUGUUUUUCUGUCUGUGGGGUUUUUCCGUUUCUCUUCCACACAGUCAGCGUUUGAUCGCAGCAGCUUCUGGUGGAUGUUUAGAGGAAAUGCUGCUGCGGCUGAGGAGGCUUCUGAUUGGUUCGUUCUGUUCUGUUCUGUUCUGUCUGUCAGGGUGGAGUCUGGCAUCGUUGCUGACAUCGAGGUUGAUGGUUUGCUGCCGUCAGACUGUGAUACUUUCUACCAGAUCAAGAGUCAGCCAAUCAGCUUCAGUGCUUCAGCAGCAGCCUCCUCCUCUUCAUCAUCUUCAUCCUCACUGCCAUCAGCCAUGUCGUCCAGGGUUUUGAUGCGUCAGGAUCUGAUGCGUCAGCAGGCUCUGGAGGAGGAGCAGAAGGAGGCGCAGCAGCUCCCCCGCCCGCCGGCUGACUCCUCCUCCCCCAUGUCUGUCUCUGUGUCCUCCUGCAGACCUCCUGCUCAGGUCCCUGUGGAGGUGCUCAAGGUGCAGACUCACCUGGAGAACCCCACCAGGUAUCACAUCCAGCAGGCUCAGAGGCAGCAGGUGCGUCAGUAUCUCUCCACCACUCAGGCCGCCACCGCCAAGACAGUCAAUCUGACGCCGAGCCACUCCCCCCAACUCGGCUCCGCCCCCGGCAACCAGCCUGCAGCCAACAGCCCCAAACAUGAGAUGGAAGAGACAGUCAUCGAUGACAUCAUCAGCCUGGAAUCAAGCCUCAACGACGAGUUUCUGACGCUGAUCGACUCUGGACAGCAGCUCGCUACCACGCUGCCGGUGGCGGGGAACAUGCUGGACUUGUAUGGAGGCGGUGGCGGUGGCGGCGGCAGAGGGAUGGCCAUGCCCACCAUCACCGUUAGCAACAGCUGCCCGGCCGACCUGCACGCCGUCAAGACGGAGCUGAGCAAUGUGGAUUCCAAAGCUCUGAUGAAAGAGAGACAGAAGAAGGACAACCACAACCUCAUCGAGAGGAGGAGGAGGUUCAACAUCAACGAUCGGAUCAAAGAGCUCGGAGCUCUCAUCCCUAAAGACAGCGACCCGGAGACGAGGUGGAACAAAGGAACCAUCCUGAAGGCGUCGGUGGAUUACAUCCGCAAACUGCAGAAAGAACAACAGAGAUCUCGAGAGAUGGAGGAGAGACAGAGGAGGCUGGAGAACACCAACCGAUCCCUGCUGCUCAAGAUACAGGAGUUGGAGCUUCAGGCUCGCCUCCACGGCCUCUCCUCCUCUUCCUCCUCUUCCUCUCUGGAUGUCACCGUGGCCGACCCCCAGGCACUCCUCUCCCCCUCGCUGCCUCACCCCUCCUCCUCUGUGGUCAUGACGACCCUGGUGACCCCCCUGCAGGGUUUAGAUGCCCUUAGCUUUGCGGAGCUGGACGAGCCUCAAGGUGCGUCCGGCGUCUUCUCCCCCGACCUGAUGUGUGACGUCGGGCUGACGUCGCUGGACAUCCUGAUGGAGGAGGGAGGAAGAGGAGACGUGAUGUCACCUGCAGGAGGCGCUGACCCGCUGCUGUCCUGCGGAGCCUCAAAGAGCAGCAGCAGGAGGAGCAGCUUCAGCAUGGACGACGACCUCUGAUGACGUCAGCACUCUGAUGGAUAUGAUUGGUCCGUGCUGGAAGCGGGAAGCCGGCCUGCUGGGAGCUUUUUUUUUUAAAUUUUUUUUAUUUUUUAAAUAGAACUAUUUUUAAUCGAUGACAUCACAAACUGAACGAAGCACAAGUCGAUGUCACAGGGAAUCACUGUCCUACAGUGUAACCAUGGCAACCGCUGUCCCUCCAGGAUGCUCCUGUGUAACCAUAGUAACCACUGUAUCCUCAGUGUAGCCAUGGUAACUGCUGCAUCUUCCUCUGUAACCAUGGUAACCACUGUAUCCUCCACUGUAACUGUGACAUCCACUGUGUCCCGCAGCGUGAUGACCGUUGAGUUCAGCCCAGAAACAACUAGAAGCUGAUUGGCUGUUUCUGAACAAACCCACAGCUGAUUGGUUGGUAGAGGUACAGCUGGUCAGCGCUCCAGGUGAUCAAUAACUCCUCAAUAUCAGGUGAAAAGUCUUAAAUUCAGUUUUCAAAAACUCAGAAUUUGUUUCUCGAGUUUUAGUUCAGAAGAAGUUUCUGGUUCUCAGGAUAAACAUGAACAUCAUCAGUGAAGAAUUCAAAGUUUGGUUUAAAGUUCUUCAUUUCGCACCACGAGGAACCUAAAACAUGUUCUUUGAUGCAGCAGAUGUUUCUGUAGGACGGAGGAGUUGUUUUUAUAAACGUCCUACAGAUCAAACUCUUAAACCGUCCUGACAAACUGGCUCUUUUGUUUCCAAUCAGCUGUUAAUAGUCGUGUUUGAUCAAUCAGUGACCUGCAACACUGUAAGCUACGUCCUGAUAGGUCCUGCUCCAUCACAUGGUCAGGAUCAGGGAUGUUAAAAACUAGAAUCAUCGUGGAAGACUUUUUAUGCCCGGAAGAGAAAAAUAAAAGGAUGAAAAAUUGGAAAUAACAAAAAUAAAAAUACUCAUGCAAAGUCAAAAUUCUGACUAAAUUUAGAUUAUGAGAUACUAAUUUACACCAUGGCGACCGACGGGUUAAAAGAAUCACAGCAUCCUGGUUUAAGUCCGGUCGGGGACGUUUGUCAGAGGUCGAACUCGCUGACUCUCUAUAUACUAUAUAUACCUUAGGUAAUAAGUCACAAUUCUGAUUAUUAUCUAAUAAUCUUGACUUUUAAAGUCUUUUUUUUAACUUUUGAAAUUAUGAGAUACUAAUAUAAAAUUCUGAUUUACCGUCUAUUAAUCUUUUUAAAAGUCCAAUCCUUGGUUCAGUAACUUGUAAUUUUGACUAAGAAUGACAUUCCUCAUAAUUUUGACUUUUCACGAGUAUUCUGUCAUUCCUAAAUUUAUCUUUUCCCGGUUGCAAUGAGCUUCCUCACAAAAGGAAAGACGGGUUCCCAGAAAAGUUUCUGUGGUUGAAAAGGGCUUAAAAUCACCUCUGUUGAUAUUUUUUUUAUAUAAUGAUUUAAAUUAGAGUGAAUCAGUUGUUUUAGCUGUUAACAUGAUCAUAAAAGUCCUGCUGCUCAGCCAUCAGUGAUGUCACAGCAGGUGUCAGAGUCCUUCAGUGCUAAAAUGAUUGAUCGAUCAUACUUGUUUCACCUGUUCUGACCAGUUUAACCACCUGAGAUACAAGAGACAACAUUAUUAAACACCUCCGAGUCUUCAGUUGUGUAGUCACAUGUAAGAGUUUUCAGAGUAAAGAAGCAGUUUGAAGAAUCAUUUCAUAUAGAAUAUGUGUUGUGUCUGUAAAAACAAAAAACAAAGUAUAUUCAGGAAAAAGGUUGGAGGCUUUUUAAUGGGACGCCUGUUCUGACACUUCAGUCCUGUAAAUGUAAAUAUGUACAUAAACACAUGAAUCUAUAAUCACUGUGUGCUGGAAACAAACACCCUGAGGAGAUAUUUUAGUGGAAGAAAAGAGAAAAUUUUAGCUGACUGAUUGAUCUGAUCAGGAUUUAUUAUUAAAGAUAUUAGUCUGUUUUUAUCUUUACUUUAGAUUUUUGAGCUUCAGAGGAAAACGAAGGGAAACUAUUGAUCCACCAGCAGCAUCACCUGGAUCUGUUCUUAUGUAGAGAAAAACUCACUUUAAAGGGGCAUAAAGCUGUUUUAGCUGCUUCAUCAGUGUUUACACUGAUGUCCUUCAUUCAAGCAGUUUCACUUCAAAACUAAAAUCCACCUGCAGAGAGAUAAUCCAGCAUUUAGGAAGCUUUGUUAUUUUAUCAAAGUUUUCGUCAUUUUGUAAUUAUGUUGAGAGCAGAGACUGUUUUCAAAAUCUCACCUUGUUGAAGUUCAAAUGUGAAAUUUCAGAGUCAUCUGUUGAAACUUUUUAAUGGAAAAAGAAAAGGACCACAUUCACUGAACUGUAUGAACUAUAGGUUGGAACCAACUGCCAAGUUAGCUAGGUGUUAGCGAUAGCAUCUCCCAUCUAUGAAUUAGUUCAUGGACACCAGCUAGUUCAGCUAGUUGUAACUGUUAACUACAAACUUGAUAGUUUGUACAGCUAAUGUUAGGAGUUAACUGGAGCUAUAGAUGAAUUAUAAUUCAGAACUAACUGCUAGCUGUUAUCUACAAAAUAUAGUUCCUACAGCCAACUAUAGUAAAGAGAACGUUAGCUAACUGUUAGAUAAAAGCCAGCUAUAGCUAAGCUAUCAACUCUAUUAGUUCAUAGUUAACAGAUAGGAUAACAUACUGUUAGCUGUAGCUUGUUGUUACAGACAAACUGUGUCUAUACAGCCAACUAAAUAGAAAGCUAACUGCCUGUUAGCUAUAACUGAACUGCAUGAACUGUAGUUUGGAAACAACUCCAAAGUUAUAGCUAUAGCUGGCUUUUAUCUAUCAACUCUAUUAGUUCAUAGCUUACAGCUAGGAUAAGUAGCUGUUAGCUGUAGCUCACUGUUAUUCAGAAACUUUGCAGUCGGCUACAGUUAAAAGUGAGCUAACAGACUGUUGGCUGGAGCUGAAAGAUAUGAAACUGCAUUGUGGAGCCAACUGAUAAGUUAGCGGUUAGCUCAACAAAAGCGGUUAGACACAAGCUAACUCACUGCUGUAGCUGCAGCUAACAGUCAGUUAGCUUUGUCUCAAAUAUGUUUUCUGCACAUUAAUGUCAUCUGCAGACAAAUGUGAAGCAGCAGAUUGUUUGUUUGGGUUUGUACAGAAACUCAAGACUGAUCUGAUGUCAGCUCUUUGCUUCACAUUCAGACAUUCAGACUGUGACAUCUGAACUUUAAAUGUCUGAGAUUUUAAUCCAGUUGUCCUCCCUGAUGUCAUGAGACUAAAAACAGAACACAGGUUUAGUUUUAUCAGUUCCUCACCGAAGGAGAAACAUUUUAAUAGUGAAAAUAUCACCAGAAUAAAGAGCCAUGAACUGUCUGGAUGUUACAUGAGGUGAUACCGGUUACUAUAGCAACAGCAGCCGGCCCAGCUGUCAAUCAUCUGUUAUCAGAUGAAAGCUUCCUCCAUAAAGGGAUUUCUGUUUGUCAUUUAUUGAUGUUUUUAUUAUGUUUAUAUGACAUUUAUGUUUACAAACACACAGCUCAGUGUU